Molecule: messenger RNA, 13641 nt
Organism: Fopius arisanus
Lineage: Eukaryota; Metazoa; Arthropoda; Insecta; Hymenoptera; Braconidae
Product: dynein beta chain, ciliary-like
Exons: 57
Coding region: 1-13641 (4546 amino acids)
Biological process (GO): microtubule-based movement
Cellular component (GO): axonemal dynein complex
Molecular function (GO): dynein light intermediate chain binding; ATP binding; dynein intermediate chain binding
Source: RefSeq, a predicted model, not a curated record
AUGACUGAUAAAAGGGAGGAGAAGAAGGAAGACCUUCGCCUGCAAUUUAUCUUCGAAUAUUUGAAAUGCUCGAGUGGUUUAAAACCAGACAAAUGGAGCAAAAUGAUCAAUACCCAGGAGUCGAAGGAUUUAAUUCUUAAAUUCUUCAACACACCCACGGAAAAUAUGCUAACUAUGCAAGUGUCUUCAGCAGGAGUGCUCAUUCCUGCCCUGGGAAUACAACCAGGCGCCAAAGUCAAGACGUCCUACUUUGCCAGACGACAGCCGGUUAAUAUUACAGAAGUUAAUUACAGGGAGAUGCUCAUCCCAGGUGAUAUGUCUCCCAAACCAAUUGAGGAUUUCGCUGUACUCAUGGAGGAGGUUUAUACACCGAUGCUCACCAACUCUGAAAAUCAAGAGAGAUGGCCCCUAUUCCUACGUAAAGACGUGGAGAAACGUGUCCACGAUAUGAAGAAUAGUAUUUAUGAACUCCAAGGAAAUAUAAACGGCGAGACUGUCUUAUCAAUGCCAUUAGGAAUCGAAAAACUUUUCCAAGUGGAGAAUUUGACUAGCGAUCACGUGGAUUAUGAACUGAAGUCCAAUAUCGAGGACACUAUCGCCAAAUGGAGUUUUCAAAUUAAGCAAGUCCUUGCUGAAAGUAGUACGGACAUUAAGAGCGACUCUCACCCCCUGCCAACUGCUGAGAUAGAAUUCUGGAGACUGAGACUCAAGAACAUUGAGUCUAUCUACGAGCAGAUGAAAGAUCCGAGAGUUAAGAAAAUGGUAUCCCUUCUUCAAGUGACUGAAAGUCCUUAUCUCAACAGUUUUGAGAUUUUAUUCAAGAAUAUUAUUGCGGCUGUCGUCGAAGCGAGAGACAUUUAUCUGCACUUGAGGCCAUUACAGUCGCACUUUGAAGUGAUGGAAGGACUCGAUUUGGACGAAUUUCAAUCUAAUAUCAAACCAUUGAUGCAUUGCAUUUGUUUGGCGUGGGCUAAUUCAAGAUAUUAUUCCACCUCAACGCACAUUAUUACGAUGCUGUCCCAAGUUGUUAAUAUGCUCAUUACUCAGGCCUCAAAAUUUUUGGAUCCAUCAUCACUGUUUGAAGGUGACAUAAACGACACACUGAAGAAAGUUGUAUCAGUGGUGGAGCUUACGCAGCACUUCUCAGAUGUUGUUGAACAUUGCAGAGUCAACAUUGAGAGUUAUUUCAAACCCGAGGUGGAGCCCGUGCUCUGGACAUUUCACGAGAAACUCAUAUUUCACCGUCUAUGGAAGUACGAGACACGACUGCAGCAGAUUAAAAACAUAUUCGACAUUGUCCAGGACUACAUGAAACUGGAUCGCACAGAAAUCGGCGGCUUGAAUGGAAAAUUUCUGUGUCAGGCUGUGUUUCAAAUAUACGAUGAUUUCGUCAAGACAUAUAACGAAUUGGGAGCCGUUCAGGAUGAUAUUCUAUUACCGGAGAACAAUCAUUUCACCAAGACUAUUGAAGAAUUUAUGGAGAAGAUAAAUGAUUACGACCGGAAACUGGUGACGGUAUUCCACAAAUCAUUCGCAGAAUGCCACACCAUCGAGGGUAGGAUAAAAUUUAUAUGGCAAAUAGGAUCGAUCGCCCUGAGACCAAUUCUCCAGUCAAACCUGCUAAAUCAUUACGAGGAUCUCCUCUUAAAAAUCCACGAGUGUCUAGACAACGUAAAGAUUUUAUUCGACCGAGGUAUGAAAAUGAAGGAGGAAGUGGGAUAUACUCCAGUGGAUCAAUAUUUUCCACCAGUAGCUGGGGCGUUAUGGUGGCUGAUGAAGUUGAAGCGUCGUACUAAUUAUCCUGUAGAGUCCCUAAAGUUGAUAGAUCACCCGGUGCUCGUCAGUCAAUCAGCACGCGAGAUAGCCGCCAAGUACGAGGAACUCGAGAGCAUCAUGAACACUGCUGAGAAUGAGAUAUUCACCGAGUGGUCCGACCGAGUACCGGCUAUUUGCGAGGAAAAUUUAGUCAAAACUCUAUUUGUCGUUAACGAUGAUCGAUCUCUCGAGUCUAAUUUCGAUCCCCAGCUCGAUGGAAUUCUCAGGGAAACUAAAUACAUGCACAUCAUGCAUAAGACUGAGCUACCUCAGGAUGCCAUCGAUCUAUUCAACAGGACGCAAUUUUUCCUUCAAAAUAAUUAUGACAUCGGACUUAUCAUCACUUGGUACAAUGAAGUGAAGAAUAAAAGUUCGAGGGUUGAGAUGGAGCUGUUGCAGGAGGAGCUGGAGGUGAUUGAUGGGACGAUUGACGAUGGUCAGAUCCAUUACAAUUGGAAUUCACCAGAAACUCCGGAGUAUGUCAAGGUACUCUUGGCCUCUGUGAGGAGCAUGCAUGCGCGGGUGAUGAAAGCGCAGGAGAACGUGGAGAAGCUGAUGAAGAUGAUGUACGAGUGGGCAAUGGCUCCUGUGCUGAUUCGGAAGGAUGGAAAGCCCGAGAAUUUACUGGCCAUUGGCGAACGCGAGGCUAGAUUCGAGAAGAGAUAUCGGGACAUUGAGGCCUUUGGGGAGGAGGUGCGCAGGAUUUUGCUCGAAAAUUGCAAGCUCUAUUUUGAUUUGCUGCCGGAGUCGUUUUAUUUGAAGGAGGAAGCCGAUCUGGCUCCCUCGGAUCUCCAACCUGAAGAGCUUGACCCUGAUGCAGAGAAAUUUGAUGACACCACUGACGCAGACGCUGGCUUUGGCGAAGGUGAUGAAGGAGAAACAGAAACGCUUACCGUGAACGUGGAAAUGACUCCGUCACAAGAACUGAGGAAGCGGGAGAAAGAUGAAAAAGAAAUGGAACUUGAAGCACCACGACAGGUCAAGUGGAAACCUUACCUCGCUUAUAUUGAUCAGUUGGUAUCUGAGGGCUUAGUGCAGGCAGUGUCAACGAGUAUCUGCUACAUCCUCGACGACACAGACCCCGAGGCCUCAAUUUUCCCGCUCUUCGAAGUGCAACUUUCCUUAGACCCCCCGGAUAUUGUUUUUCGUCCACCAGUGCAAAUAGCCGAUCCAAAAGGAUUCUACGUAUUUUACGAGGGUUUGAUGUUCGACAUGAUGAAAAUGGGAACAUUAAUUCCUCGUUUAGACCCGGAGAAAGCGUUGGAACGAGAAAAUUAUGGGAUCGAUCUGGCUGAGGAUUCGAGAAUAGUAUUUAUGCUGGAGGAGACUUGUAACAGAGUUAAGCAAGUGCUGGUUCAGGCCCAAGAGUAUGCGCAGACGUACGAGGAGUAUUGUUGGCUGUGGCUGGACGACAGGCAGGAGUACCUGAAUAAUUUUCUCCGCUUUGCCCGAAGCCUCAAUGAUGAAGAGAAAGAAUUAGCGACCCAAUCCCCCGAAUUAAUUGGCCAAGUCAUCAAAGAUAAGACACCCGACCUGUCCGACUUCAAACGAGAAAUUGAUUACUUUAUGGAUUACUACAAAAAAUGCAGUGAAAUUGAGAAUGAGAAAAUCCUCUUCAAGUGGCUCAGAAUCGAUACUAAGCCAUUUAAGCAUGCUUUAUUGAAUAUAAUCUGCAAGUGGGCAUACGUUCUAAAAAUGCAUCUCGUCAACUCGGUGAACACGAGUUUAAUGCAGUUAUCAAAUUUUCUGCAUGCUGCUGGUGAUCGAUUUGCCCAGCCAGUGCUCGAAGACGAUUACGACGGCUUACUGCAAACCAUCUAUUAUUUAAAGGAAGUGAGGGAUAGACAGUACAAAAUUGAUGACAUGUUCGGUCCACUCAAGGAUAUCAUCAAUCUACUCAGUGACUAUCAAGUCGAAUUCGAUGAUCAGACGUUCAACUGGUUGACAACAUUGCCAGAAUUGUGGACAAGUGUGAAAAAGCUGGCGGCGCAAGUGAAGCAAGUUGUCUCUCCACUCCUUGAUCAUCAAGUGGAUCUUGUAAAGAAACGAUUGAACUUCUUCGACUACAGGCAACAACAGUACCUGAAAGCAUUCCAUAAGAAUGAGUUGUUCAGUGCCACAUGCAGAGAUGUUUACGAGAAGCUCGAUACUGUAAAUAUAGACAUUGCGAUACUCGAGGAUGAAUUAAAAACGUUGACGGAUACCACUCAGAUUUUUGAAUUGCCGGGUCAAGAGUUCAAAAGCAUUAAAGAAGCGAGGCGAGAAUUAAAGCUAUUGAAAUGUCUAUGGGAUUACGUAACCGUCAUAAAAACGAGUCUGGAUGAAUGGAAAACGACACUGUGGAAGAAGUUGGAUGUUGAGGGAAUGGACCAGGAGUGCAAAAAGUUGACGCGAGAAUUGAGAUUGCUGGAUAAAGACAGCAGGAGCUGGAAAUUGUAUGGAUAUAUUGAGAGCCAAGUGAAGAAUAUGAUGUCGUCUUUGAGGGCUGUAUCGGAGCUGCAGAAUCCUGCCAUCAGAGAACGGCAUUGGCAGCAGUUAAUGGUUGAAACACAUGUGAAAUUCACGAUGGAUGACAGAACAACCCUCGACGAUUUGCUCAAACUCGAGCUCCAUAAGUACGAGGAGGAAGUUAAAAAUACUGUCGACAAAGCAGUUAAAGAGAUGGCUAUGGAAAAAACUCUGAGAGAGUUGACAAACACGUGGACUAGUCUUGAGUUCAACAAAGAGUACCACGACAGAACGAAACUGAAUCUAUUGAAAAUUGAUGAAGAGACUGUUGAAGUACUGGAAGACCAUCAAGUACAACUUCAAAACAUGUUGAGCUCGAGAUUCGUGGGUUACUUCAUCACAACAGUAACAGAUUGGCAGCACAAGUUGAGCAACGCCGAUGGUGUGAUCAAUACCUGGUUUGAAGUUCAACGUGGUUGGAUGCACCUGGAGAGUAUUUUCAUCGGUUCCGAGGACAUACGAAACCAACUCCCCGAGGAUUCCAAACGCUUCGAGAAGAUAGACCACGACUUCAAAGAUAUACUGAAGGAUAUGCUGGCGACUCCAAACAUCGUUAGGGCAACAAAUAAACCGAAUCUCCUGGAGAAGCUUGAGGAGCUGCAGAGACAACUGAACCUCUGUGAAAAAGCCCUAGCAAAUUAUCUCGACACUAAGAGAUUGGCUUACCCCAGAUUUUACUUUAUAUCCCCAGCAGAUCUCCUGGAUAUUCUCAGCAGUGGCAACAAUCCUGAAUUAGUCUGCAGACACUUAUCGAAAUUGUAUGACUCUGUCGCCAAUCUCAAGUGGAAAAUAGAAAGUGGAAAAUUAUCGAAAACUGCUAAUGCACUGAUCGCUAAAGAUGGCGAGGAAAUUGAUAUGUAUGGUACAUGCGACUGCAGUGGAAAAGUAGAGGUGUGGCUGAAUCGUGUUACUGAUGCCAUGCGAAGAAGUGUACGUUAUCACUUUAGCCAAGCUGUUGCCACGUACGAUGAAAAACCACGUGAACUUUGGAUAAUGGAUUAUCAAGCACAGCCAGCACUCUGUGGUACACAGAUUUGGUGGACCACCGAGGUGAAUAUGGCUUUUGCAAGAUUAGAGGAGGGAUUCGAAAACUCAAUGAAGGAUUACCAGAAGAAGCAGAUUAAUCAGCUCAAUGCACUCAUUAUUAUACUGUGUGGAGAAUUGAGUGAAAAUGACAGGCAAAAAAUUAUGACGAUAUGCACAAUUGAUGUUCAUGCUAGAGAUGUUGUUGCCAAGUUGAUUUCUAUGAAGGCUGAAAAUUCAUCGAGCUUUCAGUGGCAGUCACAGCUCAGGCACAGAUGGGACGAUAAACUUGGUGACUGUUUUGCCAAUAUCUGCGACGCAAGUUUUGCAUACGCCUACGAGUACUUAGGGAAUGUUCCUCGUUUAGUAAUAACACCGUUGACAGACAGAUGUUACAUCACCCUCACUCAAUCCUUGCAUUUGGUAAUGGGUGGAGCACCAGCAGGACCCGCUGGAACUGGCAAAACAGAGACAACCAAAGACUUGGGGCGUGCGCUUGGCCAAAUGGUUUAUGUAUUCAACUGCUCCGAGCAAAUGGAUUACAAAUCCUGUGGAAAUAUUUAUAAGGGAUUGGCCCAGACUGGUGCUUGGGGAUGCUUCGAUGAGUUCAAUAGGAUAUCCGUGGAGGUGUUGUCCGUUGUUGCUGUACAAGUCAAGUGCGUGCUUGAUGGUGUCAAAAGCCGGAAGAGAAAAUUUCUAUUUUUCGCCGAAGAACUGAAUAUUGUCAAUACCGUUGGAAUGUUCAUUACUAUGAAUCCUGGUUAUGCCGGGAGAACCGAAUUGCCGGAAAAUUUGAAAACUUUAUUCAGACCAUGCGCCAUGGUAGUCCCAGACUUCGAAUUGAUCUGCGAAAUAAUGCUGGUGGCUGAGGGAUUCCAGGAGGCGCGUUUAUUGGCACGAAAAUUCAUCACACUUUAUACUCUCUGUCGUGAACUACUUUCCAAGCAAGACCAUUACGACUGGGGACUGAGGGCAAUCAAGUCCGUUCUCGUUGUUGCGGGAAAAUUGAAACGUGGCGAUCGCCAUCGCCCCGAGGAUCAAGUUCUAAUGAGAGCACUCAGAGAUUUCAAUACACCAAAAAUUGUUACCGACGACACUCCAGUUUUCAUGGGACUCAUUGGUGAUCUCUUCCCAGCCCUCGAUGUACCGAGAAAGCGAGAUCUUGAAUUUGAAAAAAUGGUACGAGGUGCUGCUGUUGAUUUGAAGAUGCAACCGGAGGAUGGUUUUAUUUUAAAAGUUGUUCAACUGGAGGAACUUUUCAACGUGAGGCACUCAGUGUUCAUCGUGGGUUUCGCUGGAACUGGCAAAACUCAGGUAUGGAAAACUCUCUUUCGAACGUACAUGAACCAGAAACGAAAGCCCUACUACAACGAUCUCAACCCCAAAGCUGUGACCAACGACGAGCUGUUUGGAAUUAUCAAUCCAGCGACCAGAGAGUGGAAGGAUGGAUUGUUCUCGGUGUUGAUGAGAGAUCAAGCGAAUAUGAGUGGCGAUGGACCAAAGUGGAUAGUCUUUGAUGGGGAUAUCGAUCCAAUGUGGAUAGAGUCUCUCAACACUGUGAUGGACGACAAUAAAGUUCUCACCCUAGCCAGUAACGAGAGAAUAGCUUUGACUAAACACAUGAGACUACUCUUUGAAAUUUCAAACCUGAGAACUGCAACUCCAGCUACUGUUUCAAGGGCCGGAAUUCUCUACAUUAAUCCCCAAGACUUGGGCUGGAAUCCAUACGUAACCAGUUGGAUUGACACUCGUGAUGGAAGUGAGAGAGCAAAUCUACUCAUUCUCUUCGACAAGUAUAUCCCUUCCCUGUUAGAAGCCUCGAAGGUUAAAUUCAAGAAAAUCACGCCAAUCCCAGAGAUAUGCUCCAUAGAAAUUCUGUGCAAUCUACUGGAUUGCUUUUUAACCCCUGAAAAUCUACCGCCGGAGUGCCCAAAAGAGUGGUACGAAUUAUACUUCGCCUUUUCCUGCAUUUGGGCUUUUGGCUCGCCGACAUUCAAGGAUCAAUUAGUUGAUUGGCGGAAUGAGUUCAGCAAAUGGUGGCUCAAUGAAUUUAAAACCGUCAAGUUUCCGGCUAAUGGAACAGUGUUUGAUUACUUCAUUGAUAAUGAGACUAAGAAAUUUUUUCCAUGGAGCGAACGCAUGGGAAAAUUCGAAUUAGAUAUGGAUAUUCCCCUCCAGUCCACCCUCGUUCCGACAGGUGAAACAACUCGUCUUCGCUUUUUCAUGGAUGUAUUAAUGAAGAAAAGAGUGCCAAUAAUGUUGGUUGGCAGUGCUGGCUCAGGAAAGAGUGUUAUAGUCAUUGAAAAACUCGCAUCUCUCCCCGAUAAUUACAACAUUGCAAAUGUUCCCUUCAAUUAUUAUACAACAUCCGAAAUGCUGCAACGAGUCCUCGAAAAGCAUCUCGAAAAAAAAGCGGGACGCAAUUAUGCACCACCGGGGACGAAACAGUUGGUGUACUUUGUAGACGAUAUGAAUAUGCCGGAAGUCGAUACCUACGGUACCGUACAACCUCAUACGUUGAUACGCCAACAUAUGGAUUAUAAUCAUUGGUACGACCGGUCGAAGCUGACGCUGAAGGAUAUCCAUAACACGCAGUACGUAUCCUGCAUGAACCCAACUGCAGGAAGUUUUACGAUUGAUCCACGUUUACAGAGGCACUUUGCGGUGUUCGCUGUUAGCUUUCCCGGCCCCGACGCUCUAGUCACAAUUUACAGUCAGAUGCUGCAACAGCACUUGGCAAAUCCACUUCAAAAAUUCAAUCCAAUGCUGCAAAAAGUGGUGGAACCACUCAUAAAUGCCGCUCUAUAUACCCACGACAAAGUGACGACUAGUUUUCUACCAACUGCUAUCAAGUUCCAUUACACAUUCAAUCUACGUGAUUUGUCAAAUUUGUUUCAAGGCUACCUGUUUGCAAACGGUGAAACAAUUCCCAAUUUGAGUGCUGGUAUACGCUUGUAUGUGCACGAAGCUACCAGAGUUUACUGCGACAAGUUGGUUAAUUUCGAGGACAAAAGGGCCUUUGAAGCACUCCUCCAGGAUGCAAUUCGGAAAAACAUAUCGGAGCUAGAGGAGACGACGGUAUUUGCCAAACCCAUUAUUUAUUCCCACUUUUCCGAGGGAAUGGGCGAUCCCAAAUAUAUGCCAAUUAGGGAAUGGCCGCAGUUGAUUAAAUUAUUGGAGGAAGCUGUGUUGAAUUACAAUGAAUUAGUGGCGACGAUGAAUUUAGUCAUGUUUGAGGAUGCGAUGUGUCACGUCUGUCGUAUAAACCGUAUUCUCGAGUCACCGAGGGGAAAUGCACUGCUAGUGGGUGUUGGUGGUAGUGGAAAGCAAUCUCUAUCUCGUCUAGCCUCUUUCAUUUCAAGCCUCGAGGUAUUCCAAGUACAAUUGCGCAAAGGCUACUCGAUAAGCGAUCUAAGGGCUGACCUAGCAGGUCUCUACCUGAAAGCAGGCUUGAAGAACAUCGGUAUAACUUUCCUCAUGACAGACUCUCAAGUAGCGCAGGAAAGAUUUCUAGUCGUUGUCAACGACAUGUUGGCCUCUGGAGAAAUAGCUGAACUGUUCGCCGACGACGAAGUUGACAAUAUAGUGAACUCCGUGAGAAAUGAGGUCAAGCAGACGGGAAUGAUGGACACGAAGGAGAAUUGCUGGAAAUUCUUUAUCGAUCGUGUACGUCGCCAAUUGAAGUGCGUGCUGUGCUUCUCCCCAGUUGGUGCAACCCUCAGGAAGAGAGCCAGGCAGUUUCCUGCUUUGGUCAAUUGCACGUCCAUCAACUGGUUUCAAGAUUGGCCUCGUGACGCCUUGGAAUCGGUUUCCGCGCGUUUCAUUGGGGAAUUGGAGGAGCUGCCAAGCCAAUACCGCAUAUCCGUUUCCCGAUUCAUGUCUUACGUUCACUCCAGCGUUAACGAAAUAUCGGAAAUUUACCUCCAGAACGAGAGGAGAUACAACUAUACAACCCCGAAGUCAUUCCUUGAGCAGAUAUCCCUGUACUCAAAACUCUUAUCCGAGAAAAUAAGCAACUCCCAGGGGAUGAUUGGACGACUGGAGAACGGAUUAACGAAACUGGCCUCUUGCGCUGAACAGGUAGACGACCUGAAAGCGAUUUUAGCUGUUCAGGAAGUUGACUUGAAGAAGAAGAACGAGAUUGCUGACAAAAUCUUGGCUGAGGUGACGGAGGAGAACACAAAAGCGGAAGUGGAGAAAGCGAUAGUUUCCGAGGAGGAAGUGAAGAUAGCGGAGAUUAAGGAGAGAGUAUCAGAGAGGCAAAAACGGUGCGAUGAGGAUUUGGCCAAGGCAGAGCCAGCUGUACGUCAAGCUGAGGCUGCAUUGGACACUCUCAAUAAAAACAACCUAACCGAACUGAAAUCCUUUGGCACACCACCGGAAGCCGUUGCAAACGUUGCGCAAGCAGUACUCGUUCUCUUUUCCCCAAAGGGCAAAGUCCCGAAGGAUCGAAGUUGGAAAGCCUGCAAAGCGAUGAUGGGCGGUGCUGAUGCUUUUCUCUCAGCUCUACGAAAUUACGACAAAGAGAAUAUUCAUCCGGACGUUGUGAAAGCCAUACAACUCUACAUCAACGAUAAAGAAUUCGAGCCCCAAUUCAUCUACUCCAAGUCCCAAGCCGCCGCUGGGCUCUGCAGUUGGGUCAAGAACAUUAUGGUCUUUCAUUACAUCAAUGAAAGCGUGAAACCAUUGAGACAGGCGUUGGUCCAGGCUAAUGCUGAAUUGAAGACCGCCAUGGAGAAACUCACAGCCCUACAGUCACGGUUAUCGGAACUGCAAAAAGUAUUGGAAGUCCUCGGGGCUAAGAUGAGUACGGCCCUUGGGGAAAAACAAAAGUGUCAGGAUGAGGCUGAUGCCACUGCAUUGACUAUCGAUCUGGCUAACAGAUUGGUCAAUGGUCUAGCUUCGGAGAAAGUUAGAUGGAUUGAAACUGUUGCCUCGCUGAAAUCAUCGAGCGUAACAAUUCCGGGUGACGUUCUCGUGGUGACAGCAUUUAUAUCAUACGUCGGUUGUUUUACACGAAAAUACAGACAAGACCUAUUGAAUAUCCACUGGUUACCGUUCCUGGAUAAAUUGGAGACCCAAAUACCCCGGACUCCCGAUUUAGAUCCACUCUCAUUGUUAACGGACGACGCGCAAAUUGCACAGUGGAACAAUGACGGUCUACCGGCUGACCGGAUGUCAGCAGAAAAUGCGACUAUCCUGACGAAUUCGUCCAGAUGGCCGCUAAUGAUUGACCCCCAAUUGCAAGGACUCAAAUGGAUUAAAACCACAUACGGUGAUAGUUUGAGAAUCCUGAGACUGUCCCAGAGAAAUUAUCUCGAUCGAAUUGAAUUUGCAAUAUCCAACGGCGAUGUUGUUUUAUUGGAGAACAUUAUGGAGAGUGUCGAUGCAGUCCUGGACCCAAUCUUGGGUAGAGUGCUCAUAAAAAAAGGCCGAGCAAUCAAGAUCGGGGAUAAAGAAGUGGACUUCAGUCCCAAGUUUCGUCUGGUCCUCCAGACUAAAUUAGCAAAUCCACAUUAUAAACCAGAGAUGCAGGCGCAAACAACACUGAUAAACUUUACUGUCACCAAGGACGGCUUGGAGGAACAAUUACUGGGUGAUGUUGUGAAGGCUGAACGUCCAGACUUGGAGAGCACAAAGGCUGAGCUCACUAAGCAGCAAAAUACCUUCAAGAUAACACUGAAAACGUUGGAGGACGAUUUGUUACACAGGCUCUCAUCAGCUGGGCCAAAUAUCCUCAGUGACGUUGCUCUAGUCGUUAAUCUUGAGACAACAAAGAAAACAGCUGCUGAGAUUGGGAUUAAAGUUGCUGAGGCUAAAGUGACUGCUGUGAAAAUCGAUGAGGCGCGUGAAUGCUAUCGUCCAGCAGCCUCCAGAGCCAGCUUACUCUAUUUCAUUCUAAACGAUCUCAACAAAAUCAAUAUGCUCUAUCAGUUCUCCCUCAAGGCCUUCAGCAUUGUGUUUCAAAAUGCUAUUAAAUUUGCCGAGGAAUCCGAUAAUAUCGCUAAGAGAGUUGGAUUAUUGAUUGAGAGCAUCACUUAUCUCGUUUUUAUGUACACCAGUCGAGGACUCUUUGAGAGCGAUAAACUUAUAUUUCUCUGUCAAAUGACUGUGCAGAUACUUCUGCAAACCAAUGAAAUUCUACCCGAUGAACUUGACUUCCUUCUCCGAUAUCCCUAUAAACCAAAUGUCCAGACUCCUGUCGACUUUCUCAACAACACCAGCUGGGGUGGAAUAAAGUUUCUCAGUGAAAUUGACGAUUUCCGGAAUCUCGAUCGUGAUAUCGAGGGCGCCGCCAAAAGGUGGAAAAAUUUUGUUGAAUCGGAGACACCUGAGAGGGAGAAAUUUCCACAGGAGUGGAAAAAUAAAACUGCCUUUCAGAGAUUGUGCAUUUUGAGGUGUUUGAGACUCGAUAGGAUGACUUACGGAAUCCGGUGCUUUGUGGAAGAGAAAAUGGGACAAAAAUUCGUGGAUUCGCGUUCGCCACCGUUCGAGAAAUCGUUUGAAGAAACAAGUGCAUUAACACCGGUAUUCUUCAUCCUCUCACCGGGCGUUGACCCCUUAAAAGAUGUAGAGAAAUUAGGAAAGCAAUUGGGCUUCACCUUCGAUCGAAAGAACUUCCACAACGUAUCAUUGGGUCAGGGUCAGGAGCCAGUUGCUGAAGAAUCGAUGGAUGUGUCGGCGACAGAGGGCCACUGGGUGAUACUCCAGAAUGUUCAUCUAGUGAAGAGUUGGCUGGCAAAUUUGGAGAAGAAAAUGGAACAGUUGUCCGAGCAUCCACACACCGACUAUCGUUUAUUCAUCAGUGCCGAGCCCAAUGCGGAUCCCCAUGAAUCAAUAAUACCCCAGGGAAUUUUAGAGUCCGCUAUAAAGAUAACGAAUGAACCACCAACUGGUAUUCACGCCAACAUUCACAAGGCUCUGGACAAUUUCACUCAGGCAACUCUGGACUCUUGCUCAAAAGAGUCAGAAUUCAAAGGUAUUCUCUUUGCGUUGUGUUACUAUCACGCUGUCGUUGCCGAGAGGAGAAAAUUCGGACCUCAGGGAUGGAAUCGAAUAUAUCCAUUCAACGUUGGCGACUUAACAAUCAGUAUUUCCGUACUGUACAACUACCUGGAGAGCACCACGAAAGUACCCUGGGAGGACUUGCGCUACCUCUUCGGUGAAAUAAUGUACGGUGGACACAUAACGGACGACUGGGAUCGUCGCCUCUGUCGAACAUAUUUACUAGAGUACCUCCAACCCGAUCUUAUCGAUGGCGAUCUUAGCAUAGCUCCGGGUUUCUUAGCACCGCAAAACAGUGAUUACGCUGCUUAUCAUCAGUACGUAGAUGACUAUCUUCCACCAGAGAGCCCAAUACUCUACGGUCUCCAUCCCAACGCCGAAAUCGGUUUUCUCACAACGACGUCUGAGAAUUUGUUCAGAGUGGUUUUAGAAAUGCAACCAAGAGACACCGGCGAGGCAUCCGGUGGUGGUUUUUCCCGUGAAGACAAAGUCAAAGGGAUAAUCGAGGAGCUCGUUGACAAGCUGCCUGAGGAAUUCAAUAUCCAAGAGUUUAUGAGCAAAGUCGACGACCUGACACCCUACACGAUAGUGGCUUUCCAGGAGUGCGAGAGAAUGAAUAUCCUGUGCAACGAGUUAAAACGAUCGCUCCACGAGUUGAACCUUGGAUUAAAGGGAGAACUGACCAUCAAUGCCGACAUGGAGGACCUGCAGAACUACUUAUUCAUGGAUAAUGUGCCUCCCUCAUGGACGAAACGUGCUUAUCCCUCGAGUCUGGGCUUGACUGGUUGGUUUGUUGAUCUAUUAAACAGAAUCAAUGAAUUGGCCAAUUGGACGACGGAUUUCAAUUUGCCGGCAUCGGUGUGGCUUGGGGGAUUCUUCAACCCUCAGUCCUUCUUGACUGCAAUUAUGCAGCAAACAGCUAGGAAAAAUCAAUGGCCGUUGGAUAAAAUGUGUUUACACUGCGAAGUUACUAAAAAGCUGAGGGAGGAUUUUAAUUCUCCACCUCGCGAAGGGGCUUAUAUCAACAGUUUGUACAUGGAGGGGGCACGAUGGGAUACACAAGCUGGCACUAUAGCUGAGUCGAAAUUGAAGGAGUUGUUCCCCCAAAUUCCCGUGGUUUACAUCAGGGCUAUUACUCAGGACAAACAGGAACUCAGGAAUAUGUAUGAGUGUCCGGUUUAUAAGACCAAGUUCCGGGGGCCGACUUAUGUUUGGACUUUCAAUUUGAAGACUAAGGAGAAGGCAACUAAGUGGACCCUCGCUGGCGUUGCUAUAUUGUUGCAGAUUUAA